Messenger RNA from Fopius arisanus, 776 nucleotides. Its product is annotated as glycine-rich cell wall structural protein. The transcript has 2 exons. Bases 105 to 521 code for a protein of 138 amino acids. The record is from RefSeq and is a predicted model, not a curated record. Lineage: Eukaryota; Metazoa; Arthropoda; Insecta; Hymenoptera; Braconidae.
GAUGGUAUUUCCGUUUCGAGUGAUAUAUAAUCUUGGCAAUCGACGAGUGAAGAGUAUUCAUACUUAUUCUCUCGUAAGAAGACUUGUUCUACCGCUUUAGCAUUAUGGAAAAAUACAUAAUAUUUUUAUAUGCAACUUUUUGCAUCGCCGCGGGGCAAAAUCUUGGUCUUCUCGGUGGAUUACUUGGUGGUACCGCUCCUGGUGCAGCUCCUGGUGCAGCUCCAGGUGCAGCUCCUGGUGCAGGUGCUGGAGCUGGAGCUGGAGGUGGUGUAGUCCCAGGAUUAGGUGGACUCCUCGGUGGUGAUGGACAAGGGCCUGGAGUUUUACCAGGAGUAGGUGAUCUCCUCGGUGGUAAUGUCCUUCCUGGUCUGGGGAGACUCCUCGGUGUUAACGGCCAACAGGGCCAGCCAGGUCAGCAGCCUGGUGGUCUUUUGGGAUUGAAUGGACUUCUCGGUGGUGGCAAUGGAAUUGGUGGUGUAGUCGGAGGUGGUCGUAACGCAACCUCACCGAGGACAGGAUGAACAGGAGGCAAUUGAAAAAAAAAAAACAGAUGUCCGCGGAAUCUCAAUGCAAUACUAUUAAAUAUUGAAUCGAGAUAAUCGAUGAAAUAUCCGCUGGAAAUUGAUGUAGAGUCUGUAUGUACUGAGAUAUUUUUGUGAUCUAUUGUGUGAUCGAUGCAGAUCUGAGAAAUGAAGAAAUUAAUUUAAGAAUGAAAAUGUUCUCUUAAUACCUUUUAUCAAAAUUGAGAGAAUAAUAUAAUAAUUCCAAGAUGAUAA